AUGGCUCCUCCACUUGGCUUCGACACGGAGCAGAUCAAAGACAAGGCUAGGAAGGACCUGCUCUACCUUCUCUCGGUAGUCCAGGGCAAGAAGAACCUCGUCAUCGAACAGAGCCUCGCCGGCCCCAUCGGAACAAUCGUCAAAGUGCAGACUUUGCAGGACUAUGGCGUCGACAAAUUCUUCUUUUUGGAAAGCAGCAAUGUCUCGACAACCCAGAGGAAUGUCGUCUUCGUCGCCCGCACCGCCCAUGCUCAGGAAAUCGCAAACCAGAUUAGGCGAGUACAACGUGAGAGCCAGACGUCCCAUGAGUUCCACAUCUUCUGGGUGCCGCGGCGCACUAUUGUGUCCGACAAGAUCCUUGAAGAAUCAGGUGUUCUCGGCGACGUCAACGUCUCGGAGCUUCCUCUGUACUUCUUCCCACUAGAGCGAGAUGUCCUUUCCCUGGAACUCAACGACGGGUUCAAGGAUUCAUACCUGUCGAAGGACCCCACACCAACUUUCCUGCUCGCCCAGGCCCUUAUGGGCAUCCAACUAAAACACGGCUUGUUCCCCCGUAUCACGGGCAAGGGCGAUGGUGCCAAGAGAGUCGCCGAGUUGCUCUCCCGCAUGAGACAGGAGCUUCUAGCCGGUGAAGUGGCCAGUGAACCCGACAAGAGUGGCCUCAGCCCGAGCACGACAACGGAAAGCGUUAUCAUCAUUGAUCGCGAGGUGGACAUGGUCACGCCUCUCCUCACCCAGCUCACAUACGAGGGCUUGAUAGACGAGGUCUUUGGCAUCCAAAAUAACCAGACAGAGGUCGACUCGACUAUUGUAGGCGGCGCACCUCAAGCGACUCAGAGCGCAUCAGCAGCACCGGCGUCUAGUAACCAGUCUAGAAGACGCAAAGUCCAACUGGAUUCGUCAGACAACAUGUACGACCAGCUCCGAGACACGAAUUUUGCCAUCGUCGGAAACCUGCUCAACAAGGUCGCUCUGCGCAUACAAAAGGAUCUAGACAGCCGACAUACGACCAAAACGACGGCAGAACUGACAGAUUUUGUGCGAAAACUGCCAGGCUAUCAAGCAGAACAGCAAAAUCUGAAGAUACAUACGAACCUAGUGGAAGAGAUCAUCAAGUACACACGUACCGACCAAUUCAGCAAGCUCCUUGAGGUUCAACAAAAUCUUGCGGCGGGCGCCGACCCCUCGUCCCAAUUCGACUCAAUCGAGGAAUUGGUAGCUCGUGACGCACCGUUGCCCGAGGUGCUCCGGCUUCUGUGCAUUUACUCUUGCAUAUCUGGUGGCAUCAAAACCAAAGAACACGACCAAUUACGCAAACUGGUCUUACAAGGCUAUGGAUAUCAGCACCUUUUGACCCUGCACAAUCUGGAGAGACUACAGCUUUUCCUCCCCAAGUCCUCGCCCAUGGCAUCGAUGAUUCCAAUGGCCGGCUCUGCGGGCGCGACUGGAGACAAAACCAACUACUCGACCUUGCGGAAAUCUCUGCGGCUCAUUGUAGACGAAGUCAACGAGCACAACCCGAAUGAUAUAGCAUACGUCUACAGCGGGUAUGCACCUUUGUCGAUACGUUUGGUUCAAUGCAUACUUCAGAAGCAAUAUUUGCUCUCCAUGACAAAGGGAAACGGCGUGGCAGGUGCUGCAGUUGCGAGCUCGGGCAGUCAUGGUUGGAGGGGAUUCGAAGAGGCUGUCAAGCAUGCGCGGGGCCAGACCUUCGAUGAGCUCCAAAAAGGAGAAGACAAGGCGGUGAAGGCUCGGGCGCUGCUCUCUGGCAAUGGGCAGAAGAAAACGGUGUUUGUUGUGUUCGUGGGUGGGAUCACUUUCACAGAAAUCGCAGCACUGCGCUUUAUCGCAAAGCAGGAAGAAGCUCCUCGACCAGAGCCGGAGGAGGAAACCGACGAGUUUAUCGCCGAUAUCAUCGUCGUGAACACAGACUCACCAGACCAUUCAAUAGAUAUGGACGAUGAGGUGUCCAAGACGAUGAUAUCGGGAGAUAUCAUCAUACCUGCAUCAGCGCACCUCCCGGACUCGAUGAACGCCGAGGCAACGCCAUUGAAGCCGCCGUCAACAGAGCCGGAGGCCGUUGAUAUGGGCUUUGCUGCGUCAUAUGCGAUGAACCAAGACGAGUCUUCCGAAUUAUUGUCCAUGUUUUCAACUGCUCCAGACGAAAGCAUCGUUGAGAAUGACGCUAUGGCGAUCGAUCCUCCUUUCGCCGAGCCGUCGGGUGUGUCUGUGGCUGAUAUGACACACACCGAGACGAACACCGGAGACAUAAGAGUCGUAACGACCGAGUCCGACAGAACAGAAUUCACUGCGAAAGUGGAAACGCCGGCAAAAAUCAAUUCAAUGGUGGAUCAGGAAAAUCGUGGCUCAGAUGUGAAUGAUUUUGAGACUCUUGUUGUGGAUGCCACGGUGCCCGCUGCCUCCCCUCUCCCCAGCUCUCCAGAUCGUGCACCCCUACUCUAUGCAAAAACAGAAGCCGCGGAGAGCGUUUCUGCUGAACCAAGACCUACUCCUUCUGAGCCGGUAGACGAACACACGAACGACCCGAUGCCCAUGGAGAACGAUGGUGGUAGUGAGCUACAGCCCCACAACGAGGUUGCCAAGGUACCUGAAGGACACGCAAAUCCAACAGCAUCAAGUUCUGAACUGAGUGACCUCACUGACCUGGAUGGUCUUACUCCAUCAAAAGCCUCGAGGACUGUUGAAGAAGUAUUGGAGGUGGAGGCAAUGGGUGACCACGUGGACGAGGCUUCUUCAGAGCUCAGCGAUGUUGUCUCCGCUGAUUUAGUGUCCCCGGAUGCAGCGCACACUGACCAAACUCCAGCAAAGUCAGCGAUCAGCCAUUUGAUCGGGGCGUCGCGCCAUUCCUUCGCCUCGUCGGCGUCGGCCCCGACUGAGCAAUCUGGGCUGUCUUCGAAACCACCAUCCGUCUCUAGCAAAGCGACGACCCCCUUCGACACCGGUAGCCCGAAAGAAGCGACGAGUCAGCCAACCACGUUGACUCCCCUUUCAACGCCCAUCGCAAGAGUGCAGCCGCGAUUGCGGAGGAUACAGUAUAAUGUGCGCCCAAAAGUGUCUAUUCCUACAGAUUUGACGCCGCAAGAAUACGCCAUGGAAUGCAUUGAGGCUGCGGAGCAUUCACGUUUGAAUCCGUACGCAUUGCACCAGGAGGAAUAUCACAUACUGCGUUGUCAUCUCAGCCACGCACAGGUCACGUCCUAUUUGAAUAUUCGAAACGGCAUCCUCAGACUCUGGGUGAGGAAUCCACAGAUCGCCGUGACGAGAGAAGAAGCUAUUGGGUGUGCCAGGGACACCCGCUGGUUCGACGUUGCCAACGUGUGUUUCGAUUGGCUGGUCCGUCGUGGUUUCAUAAACUAUGGCUGUGUCGAAAUUCGACAACACAAGAGGAAGAAUAGCCCAGUCGAGGAUUCGCAACCACGAAAGAGGAAGACUGUGGUGGUCAUCGGGGCUGGGUUUUCCGGGCUCGGAUGCGCCAGGCAGUUGGAAGGACUCUUCACGCAGUACUCAAAGCGGUUCCGUAACAUGGGCGAAGACCCACCUCGGGUGGUUGUGCUAGAGGGCAGAAACCGAGUUGGUGGACGAGUCUACUCCCGUGCUUUCCACACUCUGCCAGAUACUGCGCCGGGCAUAUUCCGGGGCAAACGAUUCACGGCGGAGAUGGGCGGCAUGAUCAUCACCGGGUUCGACAGGGGCAACCCCCUUAACAUUCUCGUGAGGGGACAGCUGAGCUUGCCGUAUCAUUGUUUGCGGAGCGACAUGUCUCUCUAUGACACCAAUGGUACAGCCGUUGAUCCUACUCGUGAUGAGAUGGUUGAGCACCUCUUCAACGCGUGUCUCGACCGGGUGAGCGAGUACAAGUUCAAAUCGCAACCAUCCAAACUAAUCGAAGGAAAUCACGACCUCAUUGACGAGGGACGUGAUAGCACUGCCGAGGGCCACAAGACUAUUGCUUUCGAGGAGGAGAAGGCUGCUUCCCAACCUCAUGCCCCUCCUGUCUCUCAACAGAAUGUCACGCCUGAGACUCACCUCGUGCCAGUGUCCACAGACCGCAUGACCGGGAAAGUCCACGUCGAGCCUGGCACUCCUGGAUCCACUAGGGCUGCGUUCAAGGCUAAGUCGCUCGGCUGGACCUUGAAGCCUGGAGUGCCGGAGACCAGGGAUAUCGAUCUUGAUGCUGCGGCUAGUGAUAGUAGUGCCACGUUGGGCUCAGUUGUCGACGAGGCACUGAUGCAACACAAAGGUAUUCUUGACCUCAACGCCCAGGACUUCAGACUGUUGAACUGGCACAUUGCCAACUUGGAGUACAGCAACGCCACAAACCUCAACCGCCUAAGUCUGCAAGGGUGGGACAUCGACGCCGGCAACGAGUGGGAGGGGAAGCACACCAUGAUAGUGGGCGGCUAUCAAAGCGUUGCCAGAGGCCUUUCGAUGCUCCCGGCACCCCUCACCAUACGACAAAAGGCGCCUGUGAAGCGCAUCACGUACACCACGGAGGGAGCAGCUGGACCAGCUAGAGUUGACCUAGAGGAUGGCCAAUCGGUUGAAGCCGACUAUGUUGUCAACACUAUUCCCUUGGGUGUCUUGAAGCACGGAGGUGUCGAGUUCCAACCUCCUCUACCUUCGUGGAAAGCCGAAGCCAUCGGACGCCUAGGCUUUGGCGUCCUGAACAAAGUCAUUCUCGUAUACAAAGAUACAUUCUGGGACAAAGACCGAGACAUCUUCGGGACUUUACAGACUCCCACUAAUCGUCUCAGCCUAAACCAGAAAGAUUACGUCUCGCGCCGUGGUCGCUUCUUCCAGUGGUUCAACGUUAGCAACACGACCGGCAUGCCUUGCCUUCUUGCGUUGAUGGCCGGCGAUGCGGGCUACGACACCGAGGUUACCCCCAAUGAUGAGCUGAUUGCGGAAGCCACCGAGGUUCUGCGUAUGCGCUACGGUGCUCGAGUGCCAUCACAACCGCUCGAGGCCGUCGUGACCAGAUGGGAGUCGGACCGGUUCGCGCGAGGGAGCUACUCCAAUGCCGGGGUCAAGAUGCAGGCUGAAGACUAUCAGAUCAUGGCUCGAUCAAUCGGCAAUCUGCAUUUCGCCGGCGAGCACACCAUCGUCACACACCCUGCUACCGUUCAUGGUGCCUACCUCUCCGGCCUGCGAGCCGCAUCCGAUGUUCUAGAGGAGAUGAUUGGCCCCAUCGAGAUACCCGUACCUCUCGUUCUCCCUCGGGAGACUUCUGCCUCGCUGAAGCGUAAAGCCGAGGAAGAGAACAAGGACCCCGUGCAAGCCCGUCUCGAGGCCUACGAAAUGGAAAUUCAAGAGCACAUGUACUCCAAGCUCGGGCCGUAUCCUAUUAAACCCUCCAAAGUGGCUGGGAACCCGUAUCUCUUGUUCAACAAGGCGCAUUACGAUGAGGGGCGCAAGCGCUGCGAGGAAGGCCGGCGCACAGGCAAGGGUAAGCCAAGCCCCAAUGAGGUGCGGACCAUGACGUCCAAGAUGUGGAAGGAGGCUGCCCCCGAGGUGCGGCAGCCCUUUGAGGAUGCUGCUGAGGAGCAGAAGCGCAACUGUGCCCAGGCGCUGAGGGAUUGGACCGCAGCGGCUGCCAAAUGGGAGAAAGAAGCUAUCGAGCUGAGACAGGAGUAUGUCAAGGAGCACCCCAAUGUGCCUGGCCCGGAGGAGGUCGCCGCAGAAGGCGGCGGGCAUGCGAGUGGCGGGAGGAGGGCGAAGAGGGUCGAGAGCUACGCGGAGGAGGACAGCGACCUCGACAUGGAGUAA
Molecule: messenger RNA, 5787 nt
Organism: Diaporthe citri
Lineage: Eukaryota; Fungi; Ascomycota; Sordariomycetes; Diaporthales; Diaporthaceae
Exons: 5
Coding region: 1-5787 (1928 amino acids)
Biological process (GO): vesicle-mediated transport
Molecular function (GO): oxidoreductase activity; protein binding
Source: RefSeq, a predicted model, not a curated record